Messenger RNA from Diabrotica balteata, 815 nucleotides. Lineage: Eukaryota; Metazoa; Arthropoda; Insecta; Coleoptera; Chrysomelidae. The record is from the annotation of a GenBank genome assembly.
ACUUAACGAAAAUAAGUAAUGACUAUAGACCUAGAAAUCGUUUAGAUUUGUCAUUAACUGAUUCAUCGAACUCACUAACCAAUCACUUAACGACUAACACAGAGACAAAACGUAAAUUUUUUAUUGUAGUUAUGACUGAAAGUGCUUUUAAGGCCAGAGACAUAGGGUUGAGGGCCCAAAAGAAGAUACUUUCUCGAAUGGCGGGGAAAAACAUAGCCAAGGCCUUCAUAGACGAUACGACAGCUUCACUUUUGGAUAAUUUAUACCGACUGGCCAAACAAUACUCAGACAACAAAAAAGAAGCCGAAAAACUCAUCAAGAACAUCAUCAAGAUCGUCAUAAAACUUGGAGUAUUACACCGCAACAACAUGUUCACCGAAGAAGAACUAAAACUGGCCGAAAAAUUCAAGACCAAGUUUCGAUUGGCCGGCAUGGCUAUAAUCUCAUUCUACGAAGUCGAUUUCAGCUACGACAGAAACUAUAUCGUCCAAGCUUUUACUGAAAGCCAAAAGUGCCUUGAAACCAUCGUCUCUAAACAUCUCACAGACAAAUCUCUAUCUCGAAUAGACAGCGUUUUUUCCUUUUUCGGGAACGAUCAGUUUCUGGAUUCGGUGUUCAAGAGCAACUCCGAUUACAGGGAGGCUCUCGGCAGGGUGGUUGCCGAUUUAAAUCAAGCCAUAGACAAUGGCGAUCUUUAGUCUCUCUAUUUUGUGAUUUGAUUAUUGUGAUUUAUUUUUACGUUAAGCCCGUAUUGUAUAUUAUUUCUUUUCUCGUAAAAGGUGAUCAAUCAUUGCGGAAUAUAUGAUAUUUACACU